Messenger RNA from Angiostrongylus costaricensis, 1221 nucleotides. The record is from the annotation of a GenBank genome assembly. NCBI's taxonomy places the organism in Eukaryota, Metazoa, Nematoda, Chromadorea, Rhabditida, Metastrongylidae.
AUGGAUGACAUGUUUUCAGGUGAUUGGCUGUUCGCCGGACUUCUUGUAGCAGUACAUGGUCUUCUGGUCACGAUCGUGUAUCGCUAUCAACCUGAGCCAUAUAUGGAUGAGAUAUUCCAUGUUCGCCAAACCAGAAAGUAUUGUAAUGGCAACUGGAGCUGGGAUCCAAUGAUCACUACUCCACCCGCACUUUAUUUGCUCAGCAUGCCAUUUUGUGGUAUGGAGAGGUACAUGAACAGUAUCCUCACUGGCCUAACCUUUGUCGGAUGUUGUAGAUUUCGGAGACUAUUUCUUAAGGAGUCAGUACACUCAUCGGCUUUUGUGGCAGUCUUUUUCCCGGUACUGUUCCACACUUCGGUACUUUUCUACACGGAUCUGCUCUCCGUAUGUACAGUUGUUUGGGGUUUCUCGUUGAACUCACCACUAUCGUCAUCUCUGACAUUUGGGUUAGCCGCUCUCACACGACAAACAAACAUUAUCUGGGCUGCACUCAAUGCAGCUGUACGUCUCGCUGAAGACGUCGACAUAUCCCGACCAUUUUCCUCCAUUCUCCGUUCACUGUUAAGGCUCACGUCAUUCGUUGUUCUAGGUGGUUCUUUUUGUCUUUUUGUACUCAUUAAUGGAGGUGUUGUUUUGGGUGAUGUACCUGCUCAUCAUCCUCGUCUUCACCUUAUACAAUUUCUUUAUUUUGCCCUAUUCACAGCUAUACAUUCUUGGCCGCAUUCACUUCCUCUGAUUCAAAGACUUUUGUCCGAACUUUUUAGUCCUUUCUCCGUCUUCUUAGUCAUACCUGUUGCGCUGUCUGCCGUGUACUUUGCUUAUGAUCAUCCUUAUCUUCUGGCCGAUAAUCGUCAUGUCACAUUCUAUCUCUGGAGAUGGUGGUUGUCUUAUCCGCGUUGUCGCUUGUUAUUAACUCCGUUGUUCGUUUGCUCCCUCAUUUAUAUCCGUAAAUUGUCCAUUCAUCUCUCUCCGCUUGUACGGAUAUUAUUUGUGCUUUGUUCUUUUCUUGUAAUCGUGCCAGCUCAUCUAAUAGAGCCACGUUAUUUCAUCGUACCAUUUGUGCUGUGGAGGUUAUCCGCGAAAUUGUCGUCGAAUAGGCUGUUAAUACUGGCGGAAUUGCUGACGGAACUAUUAAUAUUUGCUUCAGUAUUUUUACUUUUUCUUUUAAAGCCUUUUGAAUGGGCUAGUGAACCGGGUGUGAAACAACGGUUUAUGUGGUAA